CGGCGCUCCACUGGCGCUGCCUUUCUGGCCUCCACGUGGGUUUUGCAGCCAUGGCGGAUCCAGGAGGAGCGAGGGAGGAGAAAGGUCCCACUCCGGAUCCGGCGCCAGCCCGCCGAGGCCCCCGCCGGGUGGCUCACCAGAUCCCCCAGGAGAUCCUCUCAGACCCUGAGCUCCAGGCCGCCUUGGCCUCCCUCCCCAGCAACUACAACUUUGAGGUCCACAAGACGGUGUGGAGGAUCCGGCAGACCGGGGCGAAGCGGGUGGCGCUGCAGAUGCCUGAAGGCCUCCUCAUGUUCGCCUGCACCCUGGCAGACAUCAUUGAGAGGUUCACAGAGGCCGAGGCCGUGGUGAUGGGCGAUGUGACCUACGGGGCCUGCUGCGUGGACGACUUCACCGCCCGGGCGCUGGGAGCCGACUUCCUGGUCCACUACGGCCACAGCUGCCUGGUUCCCAUCGACUCCACGCAGGGAGUGAAGAUGCUCUACGUCUUUGUGGACAUCAAGAUUGACACAGCACACUUUGUGGAGACCCUGCGCUUCAACUUCCCUGCAGGGGCCGCGCUGGCCCUCGUCAGCACCGUCCAGUUCGUCUCGGCGCUGCAGGCUGCCCGGCAGGCGCUCCAAGCCGACUACUCCAUCUGCACCCCGCAGUGCAAACCUCUCUCACCCGGGGAGCUGCUGGGGUGCACAGCUCCCCGCCUGGCCCAGGCCACGGACGCCAUCAUUUACCUGGGAGACGGCCGUUUCCACCUGGAGUCCAUCAUGAUCGCCAACCCAGGGAUUCCUGCCUACAGGUACGACCCCUACAGCAAGGUCUUCUCGCAGGAGCACUACGGCCACGAGCGCAUGCAGAGGACGCGGAAGGAAGCCAUCCGGGAGGCGUCUCGUGCCGGAAAGUGGGGCCUCAUCCUGGGGACGUUGGGGCGCCAGGGGUCCCCGGCCAUCCUGGAACACUUGGAGUCCACCCUCCGGUCCUUGGGGCGCCCCUACAUCCGCCUCCUGCUCUCGGAGAUUUUCCCUGGCAAACUGCAGCUGUUCCCCGAUGUUGAGGCGUGGGUCCAGGUGGCUUGUCCCAGGCUCUCCAUCGACUGGGGGGAGGCCUUCGGAAGACCUCUCCUCACGCCCUACGAGGCCGCCGUGGCUCUGCAACAGGUCCAGUGGCAAGAGACCUACCCCAUGGAUUUCUACGCCAGCCAGUCGCUGGGGCCUUGGACGGUGAACCACAGCAGCAGCCGCCAGCCGCAGAGGGGGAGCCGGGAGAAGGAGGUGAUCCCGGCCAAGGCCACGCUCCAGCCCGAGAAGAAAGCCUGUGGGCGCUGCGACUGCCGAGAGGAGGAGGAGAAGGAGAAGAAGGAAGAGGUGCCGCUGCCCAGCCCUCAGCCUUGAGGCUCCGCGCCAGACCUGGGGGUUCAGGCGGGUCCUGGGACCACACUGAGCUGUCGGGCACAGAACCGGCUUGGCAGCACCCCUGAGGAACAGCAGGGCUGGCGCUCUGGGGCACAAACACCAGCCAAGCCCAGAGGAUGCGCCUCCAAGGAGGCAAGCGGCCGUUGCUGCCCUGCAGUGUGGGGGCCAAAGUCUAGCCCAGUGGCUCCCCAAAUGUGUGGGACUAACUCUUGGGGGGCGGUGGGAUCACCUAGGGGUGAUAAGAGGAAGGGGGGGCAGGGGGCGCUGGAGGAAGCCCCUCCGAGCUCAUGCGCCGCUGUUUUGCGAUUGACCAGACUAGAAGCUCGAGUGAAACUUUUUCCUCGCUUCGUUUUUAAAGGUUUACUGCUCUUACCAUUUUCAAAGCUGUUUUCCUUUGGGGACGUUUCUUUGCAUUUACAAUUCUGCGUCGUCCCAAGAUGGCCAAUUAUUGGUAAUAGCUAUCGAUUUUCUUAUAAACUGGUUACCGUACGUCUGUAGUAGGUGAAGGUUUGUGCCUGUUUGGCGAGUACAAACCAUAUGCUAUAAAUUUCCUUCUCCCUUAUGUUUUCCACCAUUGGAAUGCGUAAAAGAGUUUUCAAGCGUUUCUCCUUGAAGACAACACUUUAUGCUUGGUAAUAAUUAAAAAUGUUUCCAAAUAUACAUAUAUUUCUAUUUUUCAUGCAAUAUUCUUUGAAGCACAUUCUUUUUUCAGCUCCAUGAUUAGAGGGGAGCAUAUAUUUAUUUUUGCCUAUGUUUAUUUUUUUGAAAUAAAUGUACAAUGAAUCAUU
Messenger RNA from Podarcis muralis (Common wall lizard), 2194 nucleotides. RefSeq names its product diphthamide biosynthesis 1 (gene DPH1). The record is from RefSeq and is a predicted model, not a curated record. Gene Ontology annotation, molecular function: 2-(3-amino-3-carboxypropyl)histidine synthase activity. Gene Ontology annotation, biological process: protein histidyl modification to diphthamide. Lineage: Eukaryota; Metazoa; Chordata; Lepidosauria; Squamata; Lacertidae.